This is a messenger RNA of Daldinia loculata, 1461 nucleotides long. RefSeq lists its product as uncharacterized. Gene Ontology annotation, biological process: regulation of DNA-templated transcription. The transcript has a single exon. Lineage: Eukaryota; Fungi; Ascomycota; Sordariomycetes; Xylariales; Hypoxylaceae. Gene Ontology annotation, molecular function: DNA-binding transcription factor activity, RNA polymerase II-specific; zinc ion binding. The record is from RefSeq and is a predicted model, not a curated record. Bases 84 to 1376 code for a protein of 430 amino acids.
ACACCUACCGUUGUGGAAAAUUACUCGUCGGGUUUUCAUCCGUCUGCGGGAAAAUCAAGAAUAGAGAGGACGCCGAAUAAAUCAUGUCGUCGGCAAGAAACCCGCGGCUUAAAGCUUGUGCCGCUUGUACUAGAGCGAAGAGGCCCUGCUCUAAACGGCAACCCUGUUGCGACCGCUGCAGACGGAGAAACAUCCCGUGUAGAUAUCCUCCGCCUAACCUGACCGCUCGAGACUACGCAGAGGCGGACAGCGGGUCGGCAGCGACGGAAGUAAGCCUAACCCGCACCGGAGCGGCACUGCCGAUUCACGUAGUCUCAUUUGAAUCCUUCUACCCUAACACGAGCGAGGCGCAACCUGGAGAUCCCUUCCAUCCGUGUUGCACAGGGUUUCCGGAGAAUACGAAGACUCUUCCUCUGGGGCACGAUUGGUUCUACAGCUCCGACUCGUGGACAAUUUCACGCAGCAGCACCAUCCCGUCUCCUACUGAAGCUUUCGAUACUAGAGCCUUGAAGCAGCAUAUCACCACCGUCCAAUCAUGGCUGCGCCUCUGGGCAACGACGGGCAGGUCACCAUUUAUCCACCACCGCUUGUACAGCCAAAAAAUGCCUCGCUGUGUUCAAGACGCCUAUACGGCCUUGGCGGCGUAUCUCGCGCGCACUCCUGAGAACUCAGACCUCUGCUUCCAAAUCAUCCGAGAGCGAGCCCAAGAACUUGUCGAGCAAGCUCAGCGCAUGGUGCCCGCGCCUACGUCAGAGACAGGCUCGUCGGAACCGACGGGCGGAUCUAUGCCCCUAGAUCCUUUUGAUCACCUAGCCCGCGUGCACGCGCUUUUCGUUUAUCAGAUGAUUGGCCUCUUCGAUGGCGAUAUCGUGCUGAGGGUCGAGGCGGAAAGUCGCAUAUCGACACUUAUGUCCUGGGUAGCAGAGAUGUGGGAUAGCGCAGAGCUGGAUGCUAGCCUAUACUCGACAAUACUCGCUCUCGAACAGGACGUGAGCAGCAGCGAGGACACACCAGCUGUCGCCCCGGCAGAUGAAACAGCAGCCUGGCGGCGCUGGAUAUUGUCGGAGAGCAUCCGCCGCGCUUGGCUCGUAGUAACUAUUACGCAGUCUAUAUAUCAGCUAUUUAAGACAGGAUGGUCGCAGUGCUCCGGUAGCGUUAAUUGGACGCCCCGCGCAGGCAUCUGGGAUGCACCUGACCAGUACAGCUGGUGCAAACUAGUUACGAGCGGUUCAGGGCCUCUGUUCGUCCCGAGCCUGCGCGCUGACGUGUUAUAUAAGGAGGCAUCUCCUUCAGAAGUCGACGAGUUUGGGCACGCCGUGUUAAUCGCCCAGUUCGGAUCGGAGAGUAUGACGAAAUGGAAGGCCCAUGCCGCAUAGUAUUUAUUGAACAAGCUUAGAGAUACAAUGAAGGGACAAAGGUUGGAUAACCUAACGAGAUCGACGCGUAAAGGAUCUUGAGUAA